AUGGCGGCGGCGGCGGAGGAGCCGGAGGGGCGGCGGGGCCGGGGGCCGCGGCCGGGACCGGCUCCGGGCAGCCCCGCGGGGCGGGCGGUGGGCGAGGGCUCGCCCGGGGGCAGUGGCCGCCGCGUCUUCAGCCCCGCCGGGGAAUUCCGCGAGUUCUCCCGGCGGCAGCUCCGCGACAUGGAGCGGCUCUUCCGACAGUACGACGCAGGGAAAGACGGCUUCAUUGACCUGAUGGAGCUGAAGCUGAUGAUGGAGAAGCUGGGGGCUCCACAGACACACCUGGGGCUGAAGAACAUGAUCAAGGAGGUGGAUGAGGACCUGGACAGCAAGCUCAGCUUUCGGGAGUUCCUGCUGAUUUUCCGGAAGGCGGCAGCGGGCGAGCUGCAGGAGGACAGCGGGCUGCACGCCCUGGCCCGGCUCUCUGAGAUCGACGUCUCCACAGAGGGGGUGAAAGGAGCCAAGAACUUCUUUGAGGCCAAGGCACAGGCCAUCAAUGAAGCCAGCAAGUUCGAGGAGGAGAUCAAGGCAGAGCAGGAGGAGAAGAAGAAGCAGGCAGAAGAGCUGAAGCAGAGGAAAGCAGCCUUCAAGGAGCUGCAGUCCAACUUCACGCAGUGACAGGGCCAGGCAGGACUGGGCAGUGCCCAGAGUGGCGGCGCUGCCUGUGCCACGUGCCAGCCAUGCUGGGAGUGAUGCCCAAGCUGUGUGCCACCCGGGCUGCUGGCAGGACCCACCUUGCUGGCAGAGCCCAGUCACCCCAGCUCCCCCCUCCCCUCUUGCUGUGGUGUCUGUAGGUGUUGUUCGUGCCCCCCACCUCCUCAGCGUGCCCCCCACCCUGAGCAGCACCCCGUUCUCUGCCCACAGCUGCACUGGGGGUUGCUGCUGCCCAUCCCAGGGGAGCUGUGUCCAGAGUGUCUGUCCCUGGCACGCCUGUGCCCAGACUGUUGUGUGUUGUGAGUGCACUGGGAGCUUUGCAGGAUGGGGGCUUGCACAGGUGGCCAUGGUGGGUGUUGUGGUGGCCGUGCUGGCUCGGUGUCUGUUGGUAUUGCUGUGUGUGACACCAGUGACAAAAGCCAUGGCAAGGGCCAGCUGCUGGUAGAGGAGCUCUGUGUGUGUGUGUGUGUGUGUGUGUGUGGUGCUGGGGGUGGGUGCCCACCCUGCUGGCAUGGAGCCCCCCAGGAGCUGUGUCUCUCUUUAUUUUGGUCAAAGACGUACAGAAAGGCAGCUGCUGGCUCAUGGGGCUGUAUUAUGUUUUUUCAUGUUAUGUUCAGCCUGGCAGGAUGAGUGUGGUGGCCACAAAUGGUUGCCAUUGGUCACUGAGGCUCUUGUCUUCGUGGGUGGCUGUAAAAACCCACAUCUGUCCCACAGUGUCCCCCGAGUGGCGGCAUAGGGGGUGUGUUAUGGUUUUUUUUUUAAUUUAAUCCCAAAUAAAUAUUAUAUUUCUUAAUAUAAUUU
Molecule: messenger RNA, 1452 nt
Organism: Oenanthe melanoleuca
Lineage: Eukaryota; Metazoa; Chordata; Aves; Passeriformes; Muscicapidae
Gene: EFHD2
Product: EF-hand domain family member D2
Exons: 4
Coding region: 1-615 (204 amino acids)
Molecular function (GO): calcium ion binding
Source: RefSeq, a predicted model, not a curated record